Lytechinus pictus (painted urchin) is the source of this 4174-nucleotide messenger RNA. RefSeq names its product beta-arrestin-2-like. The record is from RefSeq and is a predicted model, not a curated record. Gene Ontology annotation, cellular component: cytoplasm. Bases 436 to 1263 code for a protein of 275 amino acids. Gene Ontology annotation, biological process: signal transduction; G protein-coupled receptor internalization. Gene Ontology annotation, molecular function: G protein-coupled receptor binding. NCBI's taxonomy places the organism in Eukaryota, Metazoa, Echinodermata, Echinoidea, Temnopleuroida, Toxopneustidae. The transcript has 11 exons.
UUCAAGAAAUCAAGCCCCAAUGGCAAGAUCACGACAUAUCUCGGCAAAAGAGAUUUUGUCGACCAUCAAACACACAUCGAUCCAAUUGAUGGUGUGGUAUUAGUAGACCUAGACUACUUAAAGGAGAGGAAAGUCUUUGCCCAUGUGCUAGCAGCAUUCCGCUAUGGCCGGGAGGAUCUGGAUGUCCUUGGGCUUACCUUCAGGAAGGAUCUGUACUUAGCUUCGGUCCAGGUCUACCCCAAGCCCACAGAGGAGGAGAGACCGCUUACUAGACUCCAAGAGAGGCUUAUCAAGAAACUAGGGUCCAAUGCAUAUCCGUUCUACUUCGAACUGCCGGUCAAUUCCCCAUCAUCGGUCACACUUCAGCCCGCACAGGGCGACACAGGCAAGCCAUGCGGUGUGGACUACGAACUCAAAACAUAUGUUGCAGAAACGAUGGACGAGAAACCACACAAGAGGAAUUCAGUACGGCUUGCCAUCAGGAAGGUUACCUACGCCCCGGACGUACCCGGCCCACAACCCACGGCUGAAGCACAGAAAGAGUUCGUUGUCAGUCCAGGAGCACUCCACCUUGAGGCAACGCUUGAUAAAGAGAUGUACUAUCAUGGAGAGAGCAUCGAGGUUAACGUCACCGUGGCCAACAAUUCAAACAGAACGGUGAAGAAAAUCAGGGUGUCAGUCCGGCAGUAUGCAGACAUCUGCCUCUUUUCAACAGCACAGUACAAAUGCCCAGUAGCUUGCGUAGAAGCAGAAACUUCAGAAUAUGGUCUGCCACUCAAACCUAGCCAGAAACUAACGAAGGUAUUCUGUGUCAAACCGUUACUUGAUGACAAUAAAGACAAGCGAGGGCUGGCGUUAGACGGCAAGCUGAAACACGAGGACACAAAUCUUGCUUCAUCAACACUGUUAAAUCCAAACACAGAUGACAAGCAAAAAGAAAGAGAGAGCUUAGGAAUACUUGUUAAGUACAAAGUCAAAGUCAAGCUAGUAUUAUCUAACUUCGCAGGGGACUUAUCGGUGGAGCUACCGUUCACACUGUCUCAUCCCAAACCGGUUGAUCCGGAACCAGCACCGGCUCCCGCACCUAGCCAACAAACAAACAAAGAGACUAAUGAGGUUCCAGUUGACACAAAUCUUAUCAAUUUUGAUGCAAAUGGUACUGACGUGCAGCAGAAGCUGGAGGAUGAGGAUGAUGAUCUGAUCUUUGAGGAUUUUGCCAGACUGCGACUGAAGGGCACAGAGGGUGAAGGAACAGAGGCCUGAGGGGGGAGGGAGUCUUGGACCUCCAUCCCAGCAUCACAAUUGCAUCAAAACCACGGGGGUGUUUCACAAAAAAUUGAGAUUGACUUAAGUUGAAUUUCAGUUGAUUUUAUCUUAAGUCGACUUCAAGUUGACCUUAAGUUGACAUUUGACUUCUUUUUGGAUUGGAUCCAUUGCCUACAUGAAUCUGGUCAUGCAUAAGGUUAAAAUUUACCUACGUUAGACAUAUCAAAUAUCUGUAAUGAAAUAAGAUUCACUUAAAUUGAAUUUAAGUUACCUUUACCUUCGCGGCUUAAAUUGUCAAAUUUGACUGAAAAGCCGUGAAAAUAACAAACAAACAAAAUAUAUAUAUAUACAAAUGUGGUCAUCUGUAAGGUGAAUAUUUACUUAACAGACUUUACCUAUUGUCUGUAAUGUCUUAAGUUGGAUUUAAUCCAUUGCCUAUAGGAAUACGGUCAUCCAUUAUGUCAAAAUUGACUUAAGUCAGACUUGACCCAUUGCUUAUAAUGAGAUUAAGAUUACCUUAAGUUGGACUUGUUUCCUAAAAAAAGCUAGAUAAAGCUGGACUUAAAUAUUGCUAUCAGGGAAUCUGGUCAUUCCUGUAACUCAAGAAUGAGUUAAACUGUGGAGUAAAUGAAUAUGGCCACUUCAGUCGUGAAAUGUAUUUUGUAACCACUCAUAUUUUAUACUCUGUGUGAUUUGAUUUGAAUCGUGGAAGGCGCGCUACUAUCCAUGGGCUGGACAGUGACCCCUCUUAUUCAUACAAAUAAAUGGUGAAGAAAUUGGAAUAUUGGAUGGGUUGCCAUAGUUCAUACCAAGUCAAUCUUCACAAUUUGUGAAACACCCCCUCAGCUCGUAAUCCCGUCGUCAAAUAAGUAUGUACUAUAGCCUGUUAAAGCUUGUUGGCAACUGGCUUUUGUCGAAGUGUUUUCUGAAUAUGGGCCCAGAAGGUGAUCUUCACUGAUCGAUUGCAAAUCAUCACAGAAUCGAUUGCAAACUCUCAGCAAUCAAUUGCAGGCGAUUGCCUAUCAUCAUCAAUGGUUUGCAAAUUAUCACCAAUCGAUUGCAAAUCAUCAUCAAUCCAUUGCAAAUUAUCACCAAUCGAUUGCAAAUCAUAACCAGUCGAUUGCAAAUUAUCAUCAAUCGAUUGCAAAUCAUCAUCAAUCAAUUGCAAAUCAUCACCAAAUUGAUUGCAAGUUAUCAGCAAUCAAUUGCAGUCUAUUGCCUAUCAUCCAUCAGUCGAUUGCAAAUAAUCACCAAUCGAUUGCAAAUCAUUACCAAUCGAUUGCAAAUCAUCACCAAUUGAUUGCAAAUUAUCAUCAAUCGAUUGCAAAUCAUCAUCAAUCGAUUGCAAAUCAUCAAUCGAUUGCAAAUUUUCAUUAAUCGAUUGCAAAUCAUCAUCAAUCGAUUGCAAAUCAUCAUCAAUCGAUUGCAAAUCAUCAAUUGAUUGCAAAUCUUCACCAAUCGAUUGCAAAUCAUCAUCAAUCAAUUGCAAAUCAUCACCAGUUGAUUGCAAAUCUUCUGGUUGCCCUGCUGCAGUAAGCACCUGAUUUGCUUCUACUAAUCAUCGUGAUACAAGAAUUCCAUCCUUGGCAAAUACCUUUACCUACGCACAUGCAUCGUAUUUGCAAAAAAAAACGAUAAAAAUGUUCAUGUUUGAUAUAUUGUAUUUAUUGAAAUUGUCGAAGUUAUGCUUUGUUAUGCUUUUAACUAUUUUAGAUACAAAAUGAAAGUUUUUUUUAGGUGAUGUUUAAUCACCUCAUCCUUUGAUUGAAGCAAAGGAAUAUAUGCUAUGUCAGGGAGGGCUCGGUGUUUAUUUUUUUUAAUUUAGGCCAAACUUGAUUAAGGAAUACAUUGGUAUAUCAUGGCAAAGGAAAUGUGAAUGGGAGUGGUGUAUAAAAAUAAUUUUUAGUUUAUUUUCUCCACUUCCCCCCCCCCCCCACGAUAACCCCUAGAAGUAUUCCAUAGAAACAAUUCAAAGGCAGUGAUUUUAAUGCAUCAAGUUAAACAUUUCACAGAAUGGCAUAUUGCAUCAGAAAAUGUAAUAUGGAGCAACAUAGAAAACGGAUUGCCGAAAAAAAAUCUAGGAGUCAGGGAAAUGGUCCAAACGUCUUCACAACUCAACUCCUACAGGUUAAAAUCACGUCUACCGAAUCCCUUUUCAGGUACACAUGAUCUCAUGGCCGUUUGCAGCUUGGGACCGGGCAGUUCCCCCCCCCCCCCCCCCCCCCCCGGAAUUUUGAAAACUUGCAUUUUUUUACUGAAAAUUAUUCACAAAUUUCACCAAAAAGUGUGAUCAUAAAUAGUCCCUCAAUUUCACUCUAAAAAUGCAAAGGCACUCCAAUGAUAAGCUCGCUUGCCUUGCAUCGGAGUUUCUUCAAAAUCUUUUAUGUAUUUUACCCCACUUUAGAAAAAAAAUCUACAAAUGUCCAUGAAUGGUCUACAUCUAUGGCAAACAGAGUUUUAAUUUGAAGGCAAAUUCAAUAUCCCUUAAUGACUGCCAAAUAAACAUCAUUCCUUAUUUUUUCCUAAAAAUCAUUGUCUUACACAUUAAGUUAAUGUAUGGCAAAUAAUUUAUCAUGUCAUUCUUACUCCUCCCCCACUCAUGCACCUACAUUUGCAAGACAGAAAUGACGAGAAGUACGACUUGUAUUUUUAAAGUUUUCCUUGUAAUAUAUUUCUUGUCUCAGUGUUUGACCAUCCGAUCAUGUUCCUAAUGAAAUGUAUAUACAGAUGUAGAAACUGGAAGUAGAUCUUCUUUAUAUUUUAUGACGAGCUAAGAAGUGUCAUUUUCCGUUUUAAAGUGCUUGAUGUCGUAUUUGAUUCUCUUUCUGAAAAAACCUGACAAAUUGUGCUCUAUGUUUUUUUUAUUGUUCGAAAGUAACUGGGAAUCUAUAAAGCAGGCUUUAUUGUG